This is a messenger RNA of Coniosporium apollinis CBS 100218, 999 nucleotides long. RefSeq lists its product as uncharacterized. Gene Ontology annotation, molecular function: acetyl-CoA hydrolase activity; coenzyme A diphosphatase activity. The transcript is spliced from 4 exons. NCBI's taxonomy places the organism in Eukaryota, Fungi, Ascomycota, Dothideomycetes. The coding region runs from base 1 to 999 and encodes 332 amino acids. The record is from RefSeq and is a predicted model, not a curated record. Gene Ontology annotation, biological process: coenzyme A catabolic process.
AUGGCAUCUCUCACGCCAGCAUCGGCGGCCGCCAUUGCGCGCUUACGCGCCUAUGUCCCGCCGCCGACACAAUACUACAAUUGCCCUCUGGCGCGCAGGGCAGCAGUCCUGAUACUGCUGUUCGCGGAUCGCAAGGGCGAUUUGAGGGUUGUGCUUACGAUGCGCGCGAGCACGUUGAAGUCUUAUGCCGGACAAGCUGCGCUACCAGGAGGCAAAGCCGACGCCCUCAACGAAGCCCCCUUCCAAACCGCCCGCCGCGAAGCCUACGAGGAGAUCGGCCUCCCCCUCUCCGACGCCAAACUGCCUCCCCCCUUCCGCGUCGAACAUCUGACCGAGCUCCCCGCCAACCUCGCGAAGACGGAGCUCGCCGUGCGGCCAUGUGUGGCUUUUCUGUCCGCGAAGCCUGGUGCUGGGUCCACCUCCUCCAGCAAAAUGCCGUCCGUAGAAGAAACCAUGAUCCCGCGCCUCGACGCCAAAGAAGUUGCUGCAGUCUUCACGGCACCCUUCCACAACUUCCUACGUAGCAAGGAUGAAGACGAGGACGCGGUCCGCUACUCCAGCGCCUCAGCCGCCGAGUUCCCCGGCGCCGAAGCGGCAGGCUUCCCAGCCGAAUGGUAUCAGGGCACCUGGACAGACUGGCACGAGAGCCGGUGGCGCAUGCACAAUUUCUUCGUGCCGGUAGGGGGGCAGAGUGUUGCGAGGCCGAGGAGUAAGAAAGGUAAGGGUGGGGACGCGGCAUCUUCGGAGGAGAAGGAACAGGAGGAAACUGCAGAUGCCCUUGCGCACCUAAAUCGCUUCAGAGUUUUUGGCAUGACGGCGCGUAUCCUUGUUGAUGCGGCCCGUGUCGCGUAUGCGGAGGAGCCGGACUUUGAGCAUAAUAGCCAUUUUGGGGACGAGGAGAUGAUUGCGCGACUGUUGCGUGCGGGAAGGUUGAGCGCGGAGAGGAAGAGGGGGCAGGAGCUCACGAGGGAGGAUCUGAGGGCUGCGGCGAAGUUGUAG